Papilio xuthus (Asian swallowtail) is the source of this 864-nucleotide messenger RNA. RefSeq names its product metastasis-associated protein MTA1-like. Lineage: Eukaryota; Metazoa; Arthropoda; Insecta; Lepidoptera; Papilionidae. The record is from RefSeq and is a predicted model, not a curated record. The transcript has 6 exons. The annotation marks the transcript as partial.
AUGAAGACGCGCGCCGCCUUUUACCUACGCGCCUCGCCCUUCACGCGGCUGGCGCGCCGUCUGGCUCGCGCCCUCCGCCGCCCACGACACUACGCGCGCUCGCCCUUCUCGCCUAUCAACCUGCAUCAGGUCAAGCACGAGUGUACCCUGGCAAUGGCUGGCGGUGUAGGCGCCGGUAUAGGAGCGGAGGUGCGCGGGGCGGCACGCGCACGCGGCCCGGUAGGCGCGGUGGCGGCACGGCUGGCGGCGGCGCACGGGGGCGCUGCGCCGCGCGCUCAGGACUGGCUCACGCUUACGCCACGUGACCGCAUGCCCGCGCCCAACCACGUCGCCUUCCCCAAGCCUCCCAAAGCGCCAGAUGGCAGCUUGAUGUACGAGCGCGUAGCUUCGCGCGCGGAACUGGAGGCGCGCCGCAACGAACCCGCCCCUGCGCCUGUGCUGACCCCCGCCCCGCCGCUCAAACGCCGCGCUUAUGACGACAUUAACGGACUCGACAGAGCGGGCGUGGGAGUGGGUGGAGGUCGUGAGGUGCCCGCGCCGCCGCCCGCCAAGCGGCCCAACAAGCACCCCGCGCCCAUGCAGCGGCCCUCGCGCGAGCAGUACGCCGCCAUGUGCGCGCGCGCUCAGGCCACAGGGCAGCCGCUGCCUGCGCACGUCUUCACACACGUAAACGGCAAGCCGACGAACCUGACAGGUCGCGGCGGCCGGCGCCACGUCAUCUCGUGGAUGGACGCCCCCGAUGACCUUUACUUCAGAGCCACCGACCUCGCCAAGGCGGGUCGACGGACACUGAGCAGCGGCGAGCUGCGCCGGGGGGCACGCGCGCCGUGGCGGGCCAUGCGAGGCGCGGCGGUCGUGGGGGGC